CAAAAACGUUGUCAAGGAUAUUUCAUAAACAGAUGUUAUUUAAAAGACAGAAUAAAAAUUCCUCAAGAUUAUUUAAGUUUAUGUAUGAAUUAAAGAAAUAAUUUUAUCACGGUUAUCUAAGUUUACUUUUAGAUUUGAAGUUGCGUGUUUUCAUAGGAAUAUAUUUGUGCAGUGUCUGCUGAGUUCAUAUUAUGCUCAGUAUAGUUUGCUAUCAACAAGUACAUUGAUUAAUUUAUUUGAAAUUUAUUACAAGAAACUAAAAUGGACGCUGUCUCAAAAAUUGUUAUUCAACCUUUACGGGAAUCUAUAUAUUUGAAACCCUAUACUAUGCAUUUUGUACAGAAUGGCACUAAAAGAACCUGGGACUUAUUAACAGUACAUGACAGUGUAGCCAUAAUUUUGUACAACAUUUCAAGAAACGUUUUAAUUCUUGUAAAACAAUUUCGUCCUGCUGUUUAUUAUGGAAGUAUUCCAGAAAAAGACAGAAUUAUGGGAGAGGAACUUGACACAAAAAAAUACCCACCAGAGUUGGGUAUUACAAUUGAAUUGUGUGCUGGAAUUAUAGACAAAAACAAAUCCGAAGCAGAGAUAGCCAAGGAAGAGGUUUUAGAGGAAUGUGGGUAUGAUGUUCCUGUUUCUAGCAUGCAAAAAAUAGGAUCUUAUAGGUCUGGUGUAGGCACUUCUGCCAGUCUACAAACUGCCUUUUACUGUGAAGUUACUGACGAUAUGAGAGUUUCAUCUGGAGGAGGAGUUGAUGAUGAGAUCAUUGAAGUUGUGGAAAUGUCUGUUGAAGAAAUGAAGAAAUAUGUUACUCAGAACUAUAUAAAAAGUCCUCCUAGUUUUAUGUUUUGUAUGUAUUGGUUUUUAUAUAACAAACAAAAGUGAUGUUAAAAUGAUAUUAGAUAAUUUAUGAAUU
This is a messenger RNA of Diabrotica balteata, 916 nucleotides long. NCBI's taxonomy places the organism in Eukaryota, Metazoa, Arthropoda, Insecta, Coleoptera, Chrysomelidae. The record is from the annotation of a GenBank genome assembly.